AGCCGCCAUUCGGUGAGCCGAUUGGCUGCCAUAAGCAGGUAGGCGGGACUUUGUUGUACAGUCUGGGUGGUGAUUGGUGUACUUGGUCGCAGAGAAGAAUCUGGAGUGAUCGGAAGAAGGAACAAGAUUGUCGGAUCAAAACAAGGAGAUGACGCAGUGGCUCCAGCUUCAGUCGUUGCAGGACCCGGAGUUCCUGGACCAACUCGACCGCCUGUACGACGACUCCUUCCCCAUGGAAGUAAGACAGCACCUGGGCGAGUGGAUUGAGAGCAUCGACUGGGAUUGUGUGUCAGUUGAAGAUUCGUUAGCCACCCUUCGCUUCCAUGACCUCCUGGCUCAGAUGGACGACCCACGCAGCCACUUGGACUUCGUGCAGCAGCAUAACUUGCGCAGGAUCAAGAAGAACCUUCAGGAAAGAUUCCAGGAAGACCCAGCCGGCAUGGCCAGGAUCAUCUCAAGAAAGCUGAAGGAUGAGCGCCAGAUCCUCGCCAGUGCAAACACUGCAAUGGAAGGUGAGACCAGCAUCUCAGCCAUGCUGGUGGAGAAACACGACUUGGACAGCAAAGUGAAGGACAUGAGGGACCGAGCUCAGAUGGCAGAUCAAGACAUGAAAUAUCUGGAACAGAGCUGGAGGAACAGCGGCAGGAUGAGCUCGGAGCUGAACACCACGCCACAGGAUGUGGUGCUCCAGCUGACUGAGGUUCUGCGCGUCACUGAAGCUUUACUGCAGGACCUGAUCUCAGCGGCGCUGCCGGAAUGGAAGCGGCGGCAGCAGAUUUCCUGCAUCGGUGGACCGCCUGACGCUUGCCUGGAUCAGCUGCAGGAUUGGUUCACCGCGGUAGCAGAGACCCUUCAGGGGGUUCUCCAGCAUCUGAAGAAGCUGCAGAAGUUCACUUCUGAAAGCAACACCCAGGAGAUAGAUGCCCAAGCUCUGAAGCUCCUCAAGAACCUCCUGACCAACGCUUUGGUUGUGGAGAGGCAGCCCUGCAUGAGCGCCAACCCACAAAGACCGCUGGUACUGAAGACCGGCAACAAAUUCACUGUGCUGCUGCGGUUCCUGGUGAAGCUGCCCGUGUUGAACUACCCGCUCAAAGUCAAGGCUGUGAUUGACAAGGACGUGACAGACAGGAAAGGGGUUCGGAAGUUCAACAUCCUGGGAACCAACACCAAAGUCAUGAACACAGAGGAGUCCAACUGCAGCAUGGCAGUAGAGUUCAGAGAUCUGAAAUUAAACUGGCAGAAAGUAGCAGGAAGUCGAAACAGUGAGGUACCGCUGUUGGUCACAAAGGAGCUCCACUUGCUGAGCUUCGAGUCGGUGCUGCAGCUUCGCCAGCCCGGAAUCAACAUCCAACUGAAGGCGGCGUCUCUGCCGGUGGUGGUGAUCUCCCACGUGGACCAGAUGUCCAGCGCCUGGGCCUCCGUCCUGUGGUACAACAUGCUGACCAGUGAGCCCAAGGACCUGCAGUUCUUUCAGUCUCCUCCGGACGCACAGUGGUCUCAGCUCUCCAAGGUUCUCAGCUGGCAAUUCUCCUCCGUCACCACACAAGGCUUGAGUGAGGAGCAGCUUGGCACGCUGGCUGACAAGCUGCUGGGACCCGAAGCUGAGAGGAACCCGGAUGAGCGCAUUCCCUGGAACAAGUUUUACGAGCCACAACGCGUCAACAACAAAGUCAUUUCCUUCUGGAUGUGGAUUGACGCCAUCCUGGACCUGAUUGAGAAACACCUGCUUGCCCUCUGGAAUGAUGGCGUCAUCAUGGGUUUCAUCAGUCUGGAACGUGCAGAGGAUCUGCUGAGGGACAAAUGUCCUGGGACCUUUUUACUCAGGUUCAGUGAGAGCUGCAAAGAAGGAGCCAUCUCCUUCACAUGGAUCGAACAUGACAUGAACUACACUCCCAAAUUCCACUCAGUGAAGCCGUACAACAAGAAGGAUCUGUGUGCGGUCUCGCUGGCCGACACCAUCCGCACCUACAAGUGGAUGGCCACGGACAACAUUCCCGAUGAACCGCUCCACUUCCUCUACCCGCACAUCCCAAAAGACGAAGCCUUUGGAAAGUACUACACCCAGAACAUUGAGCCUCCAGAACCCAUGGAGGUGGAGAAAGCAGGCGGGCGGACGGGCGGCUACAUCCAGAAGAUGAUUAUUUCCGUCUCAGUAGUACAUCCGUCCCACCUGCAGGACAAGCUGAUGCUGAUGCCGCCUGACGUCUUGGAGAGUUUGGAGCAGUUUGUCUCUCUCACAGACGUCCAUGAUGCGAUGAAUGUCGACUGUCAGGGUCAGGACUGACAACGUGAGGUAGUCCGACUUCCACUCUGUUUUACAGUCAGCAAGGCGUGUGAGGCUGGCUUCAUUGGCAACGUCAGACAAAGCAAGUCGUGGACUCCAUACUAUCUGAAUCUUGUUUAUAUGUGUUUUACUUUAGUCCAAAUAAAGUCCAUUUCCA
Doryrhamphus excisus (bluestripe pipefish) is the source of this 2441-nucleotide messenger RNA. Its product is annotated as signal transducer and activator of transcription 1-like. Gene Ontology annotation, molecular function: DNA-binding transcription factor activity; DNA binding. The record is from RefSeq and is a predicted model, not a curated record. NCBI's taxonomy places the organism in Eukaryota, Metazoa, Chordata, Actinopteri, Syngnathiformes, Syngnathidae. Gene Ontology annotation, biological process: signal transduction; regulation of DNA-templated transcription.